This is a messenger RNA of Acanthopagrus latus (yellowfin seabream), 1295 nucleotides long. RefSeq lists its product as uncharacterized. Lineage: Eukaryota; Metazoa; Chordata; Actinopteri; Spariformes; Sparidae. The coding region runs from base 83 to 1162 and encodes 359 amino acids. Gene Ontology annotation, molecular function: SNARE binding. Gene Ontology annotation, biological process: exocytosis; exocyst localization. The record is from RefSeq and is a predicted model, not a curated record. Gene Ontology annotation, cellular component: exocyst. The transcript is spliced from 10 exons.
UGAAUGCUACCAUUGUCAGACACUUGAUCACAUCAGUGAUCUAUUCAAGAAAGUCCAGUCCAGCCAAAAAUCCUUUGACCUGAUGAAGUGGGUCUUGGUUCCUUAUCUGAGUCAGGAUCUGCUCGUUCAUCCUGACCAUCAAGAAAAUGCUCCCAUAAAAAAAGGCGACUUCCCGCUGUCGACAGAAUUGGUGGCAAAAGCAGAGAAGCUACUACUUGAAAAUGUGCAGACAGAGGUCAGAAAAUGUCUGGAUCAAAUCCUGCUGACUGACAGAAACCAAGACGUUUGUGACAGUGAGGAAUCUUUCAUUGGACUUUAUGUGGACAUUAUUCAGUUAGUCAAUGUCAUGCCUGAACAAGCACAGGAAAUCAACUCAAAACUGUCUCAUGAUAUCCGAGAAGUUUGUUUCCAAGAGCUGAAGAUGUUUCUGGGGAGGUACACUGCUGAGCAGACUGAGAUUCUUGAGAAAAAAGCAAAAAAGGCCAUUCCAAAUCAGAUACGCUUCCUCAAGACUCUGAAAACAUGUAAAGAAAUUAAGGAGUACGUCCAGAAUAAAAGUGAUGGCAUUGAAGAUUCCCUUAUCCAGGAAAUUGAGGCAACGCUUGAAAACAUGGAGGAUUUUACUUUGAAACUUCUGAUGGAAAUUGUUGCUGACAUGACAGAGAUGCACCUUCAGAAUUACUUUAAAACCAAGUACGGUCAAUUCUUCUUGAUAUCUGAUGUAGAGACACAUUUCCCUAAGGUGUCGUGGUGUCCGGACAUACAAAAGAGAGUGAUGGACGAGGCCUACAAGCUCAUUGCUCACACUUACCUCAAACAUCUCGUCCGAAGCAGCCAAAGGAAACUGAGAAAGUGCUGGAGUCCUGAUGUUGUACAAAAAGUCAUUGAAGAUGCAGAGCUUCUUCACGACACCAUCUCAAAACUGGCCCCUGGUGUUGAACAGUGGAAGCUCCCAGAGCUGCUGGAGGAUAAAGACAUCGAGGCAAUGAAGAUCACAGUUUGGGCAAUUCAGCAUUCCUGCUACAGAGAGGAUGAGGAGCUCCUGUCCACACUGCUAGUAUGGAAGGGUCUCUCUAAAUCGCAGACUAAGCAGGUGCUAGGUGCUCUUCCUGAACAUGAACCCAGGCAGACGAACUUUUUAGUAGAGUGCUGUUAUUUAUAAUGAGCUUCUCCACAGAGGAUCAACAGCAACAAGCAGAGAAGGGGACAGAGCUGAUUUUCCAAAAUGUUCGCCCACUCAGUUUCUGCUUUCACUCUCUAAUCUAAAGACAAAGAUAUGAUUUUAUAAGCUUUGA